Chlamydomonas reinhardtii is the source of this 1587-nucleotide messenger RNA. RefSeq lists its product as uncharacterized. The coding region runs from base 133 to 1197 and encodes 354 amino acids. The transcript is spliced from 4 exons. NCBI's taxonomy places the organism in Eukaryota, Viridiplantae, Chlorophyta, Chlorophyceae, Chlamydomonadales, Chlamydomonadaceae. The record is from RefSeq and is a predicted model, not a curated record.
AGAAAUAUCCCGAAAGCAAAUCUACAUAAUUAAAUAUACUGCUGAGUUCGUUCUUUGCCGUAAACCAACAUCCCAGUCGUGUCAACUCAAUUUGCAGACACCUUGCCCAGUCCAUUGAUAAAGCUAACUAACAUGAUUCCAAUGCGCCGGCUAGGUAACCUGGCUUAUGCUGCGGUGCGCGGGAGGCAGCACAUCCGCCAUGGCAUCCUACGGCAGUCAUUCGCGACACGCGCUGCUGCAGCAUCUCAGGAUGGCUCGAUCCCAGGAGCACCAGUCAGCGCAGAGGCUCCAUCCAGGCCACCGCCCCGUGCACACAGCACGGCCAAGGCCACGGAUGCCAUGCGCCUGUCCACCGGCAAGCGCACGCACCUGCACGGCACCGCCACGCUCCGCCACUUCUUCCCCGACGCCGCGUCCGCCCUGCUGUCGGCCAAGCAAGGCAGCCAGGCCGUGACAGUGCACCGACGCCUGGUUGACGGGGGCUUGAAGGGCUACCACGUCCUGCUGUCGCACAAGCUGUCUGCCACCUCGGCGUCAGGGUCGUCCAGGCUGCUGCUGUCAGGCCUCACGUACUUGCUGGCGGACACCGGGCUGCAGCCGGGCGGCUACGUGCGGCUGGCCUGGGGCCCUGAGGUGGCGGUUGCGGAGGGCGGGCAGCAGCAGCGCCUGGUCCUGGUGGAGGUGGCGCCGGAGCUGGAGCUUGAGAAGGAGCAGGAGGAGGAGAAGGAGGAGGUCGUGUCCCAGCCGGCACAGGUCGGCCCCGCCAGCCCCGCCGCCGCUGCAACCGCCCAAGCGCCUGCUGCUGUGCCCCUGCCCCCUGCUCCCGCCUAUGACCCGCUGUUCACGGACACGUUGCGGCUGUCGAUGGGGCGGCGCAACCGACUCAACGGCCGCGUGACGCUGCGCACCUUCUUCCCUGAGGCCACGCAAGCGGUCAUAGCAGCCCAGGGCGGCAGCGAGACCGUGCAGCUGCACUGCCGCUUGGAGGGCACUGGCGGCCUCAAGCGCUACGACGUGCUGCUCUCCUACACCUCAUCGAAAUCAGGGAACAAUGUGGUGCUGAGCGGCCUAAAGCGAUUCAUGGCGGAGACAGGGCUGCCGCCGGGCGGCUAUGUGCGGCUGGCGUGGGGCCCGGAGGUGGCGGACGUGGAGGGUGGGCAGCAGCAGCGCCUGGUCCUGGCCGAGGUGGUGCAGUAGUAGUUGCCGCGCCCUCGUGAGCGCCCUUGCGUUGGGAUGGAGUGAGACAUUGGAACACGCGAGGGUUGGGGCAUGUACUCAGGAAGCAGAUAGUGAGCUUGUGUAUAUAUAAGGUGGUGCUGUUCUCUCCGCGGUGGGAAGAGUUACACUGGUGCAGGCCCGCCACUGCCCGCCCGUACCGGUCUCGCGGGCGGGGGAUAACGUGCCUUUGGCCUUUGGGAACCCCAACGGAACUGCCUCGCAGUGUAGGCAGAUUAGCUGCUUUAUGUUAAAUCAACUUAAUACCCAAGAGUAAUCAACGUUUCAUACAGAAGCCUUUUGUCAGCAUGAAGCUGUCGCGGGCUAAACGACGGAAGAAGUGCCGUGAAGUGGAUUUAAGAACUACUAUAC